Messenger RNA from Heterobasidion irregulare TC 32-1, 1353 nucleotides. RefSeq lists its product as uncharacterized. The coding region runs from base 1 to 1353 and encodes 450 amino acids. Lineage: Eukaryota; Fungi; Basidiomycota; Agaricomycetes; Russulales; Bondarzewiaceae. The transcript has 2 exons. Gene Ontology annotation, molecular function: exopolyphosphatase activity. The record is from RefSeq and is a predicted model, not a curated record. Gene Ontology annotation, cellular component: cytoplasm.
AUGCGUAGACUCUCCGUCUUCGCCCGCAAACCUCCUGCGGAAAAGCCCGUGACUCUCGACACGGAGGUUGCGAAGGCCCCGACGAACCUCUCCCACUUCCUCCACCUUCAGAAGGUAAAUUAUCUCAAGGCAGUCGAGCAGGGUCAGUCGCGGCAAUGGACGAUGGUGAUGGGAAACGAAUCUGGAGAUCUUGAUUCACUGGCGAGCUCGAUUGCCUAUGCAUGGCAUGCCACCACGGCACGCCAGGCCCUCACGAUCCCUCUCAUCCAGACAUCCCAGGCAGACAUGUCUCUUCGCGCCGAAAACCUCCAUGCACUCUCCCUCGCCGGAAUUAACCCUUCAAAGGAUCUCCUUUAUUCCGACGAACUCCCUCCUUUCCCAACAGACAAAUAUGUCCUUGUAGAUCACAAUCGUCUCGGUAGGCGGUUCAUAGAGGCCAGUCCCAACGCGCGGGUCGUUGCGGUGAUUGACCAUCAUGAGGACGAGGGACUGUAUACACAGUCGGCAGACCCGCGUAUGAUCGUCGUGCCAACAGGCAGUUGCUCCUCCCUGGUCACGCGUAUUCUCUCACAGGCAAGUCCGGACAACCUCCCUGCUGAACUCGCGAAACUCCUCCUGUGUGCCAUCCUCAUCGACACGAACGGUUUGAAAUCAGGCGGCAAGGCCGAAACAAUUGACCGCGAGUCUGCUGCACGGUUGGCUGUUCGAUCCAAAAUUGCCGAUGCUCAUUCACCCACAAAAUCUGUUUUCGCGAUGUCCACUUCCUCCAGACCCACCUCCCCGCCCCAAGAAUCUUCGCUCCAGGAUCUUUCUGUCAUUCAACAUCUGACAGCUGCCCUACAGAUGAAGAAGAAUUCUGUAGCACAUCUCAGCACACGAGACCUUCUGCGUCGUGACUACAAGGAGUACACAUGGACGCCUUCAUGGGCGCCAUCAUCCACGAUCCAGGUUGGUCUCGCAUCUGUCCCACGCAGCCUAAAGGUCUGGGGGCCCAGUGAAUCAGGUUUCUGGUCCGCAAUCCAUGGAUGGGUCGAGGAGAGAAAUUUGAUCGUGCUUGGCAUCCUUACUUCCUUUCGUGACGACUCAAAAAUCGGGAGUACAAAAGGAAAGGGCAAGCGCGAAAUGCUUUGGUUCAUUCAUGAAGGCGAUGCGGAGCUUACGAGUCGCUUGUGGAAGGGUCUAGAGCAGAGCAAGGAGCUCAAGGUCAAGUCAGUAGACUUGCGGAAAUAUGGAGGAGACGGGAUUCCGGAGGGAUUCGCGGUCCGCGUGUACAAACAAGGCAACGCGGAUGCUACGAGAAAGGUCACUGCACCUCUGGUCAGGAGCAUUAUCGAAGGUAAUGAAACGAAGUAG